Aspergillus chevalieri is the source of this 975-nucleotide messenger RNA. RefSeq names its product ATP phosphoribosyltransferase (gene HIS1). Gene Ontology annotation, biological process: L-histidine biosynthetic process. Bases 1 to 975 code for a protein of 324 amino acids. Gene Ontology annotation, molecular function: ATP phosphoribosyltransferase activity; magnesium ion binding. The transcript has 3 exons. Gene Ontology annotation, cellular component: cytoplasm. NCBI's taxonomy places the organism in Eukaryota, Fungi, Ascomycota, Eurotiomycetes, Eurotiales, Aspergillaceae. The record is from RefSeq and is a predicted model, not a curated record.
AUGGAUCUUGUUAACCACCUCGAAGGAAGACUCCUCUUCGCCGUCCCCAAGAAGGGCCGCCUCCAACAAGCAACCCUCGAUCUCCUCGCCGGCUGCGACGUUCAAUUCCGCCGCGAAACCCGCCUCGACAUCGCCCUCGUCAAGAACCUCCCCAUCGCCCUCAUCUUCCUCCCCGCCGCCGACAUCCCCACCUUCGUCGGUGAAGGCCGCGUCGACAUCGGCAUCACAGGCCGCGACCAGGUCGCCGAGCACGAUGCCCAGCUCCCGCCCGGACAAGUCUCGAGCGUUGAGGAAAUCAUGGAUCUUGGGUUCGGGGGGUGUAAACUGCAGGUGCAAGUGCCGGUGAAGGGGAGCUUUGAGAGCGCUAAGGAUUUGAUUGGGAGGAAUGUGGUGACUAGUUUCACGGCGCUUGCGGGGCAGUUCUUUGCGGGGCUUGAAGGCGAGAGCGAUGCUCCUAAGAAAACCAGUAUUAAGUAUGUUGGGGGGAGUGUUGAGGCUGCUUGUGCACUGGGUGUUGCCGAUGGCAUUGUUGACCUUGUUGGUGCGUUUCCCUCACCUUCCGAACUUAUGAACUUCUUUAAGAAUGGGCUAACGAACGCAGAAUCCGGCGAAACCAUGAAAGCCGCCGGCCUCAAGGCCAUCGAUACCGUCGUCACCAGCACUGCCGUCCUCGUCAAAUCCAAAAACGCCACCAACCCGCUCGUGGACCUUCUCACCUCGCGUGUGCGCGGUGUCAUCACAGCCCAGAAAUACGUCCUGUGCCAGUACAACAUCCCCCGUGCCGAGCUCGCGACUGCAUCGGGCAUCACCCCCGGCAAGCGCGCACCUACCAUCACUGCUCUCGAAGAGGAGGGCUGGGUUGCUGUCAGCUCGAUGGUGGAGAAAAAGAACAUUGCCACCGUUAUGGAUGAGUUGAGUAAGGUGGGAGCGUCGGAUAUUUUGGUCUUGAACAUUGCCAAUUCGCGAACGGGUUGA